Molecule: messenger RNA, 3021 nt
Organism: Trichobilharzia regenti
Lineage: Eukaryota; Metazoa; Platyhelminthes; Trematoda; Strigeidida; Schistosomatidae
Source: the annotation of a GenBank genome assembly
UGAAUGUGUAGUUUAGUUAUACGUUUUUAGACCUCCUAAUCCAGUGUGGUAUUCAUGUUUGUUCUGCGUUAUUUCUUUGAAAUGUUUGUUCCUUUAACCCUGAAUACUACACAAAUAUUCAUAAAUGGAUUAAAUCCACCGCAGAGAGAAACUUUGCAUCUCUAUUGAAUAUAAAGGAAUUAUUCAGAUUAUUCGAAGAACUAGAUUACUUGUCAUGCAAGUUAUUUCACACGAUAAAGCAUCAUCCUCACCAUCAUCAUCAUCACCACCAGCACUGUCGACUUCACAAAUGAUUAUAACUUCACCAGUUACAAUGACAACAGCUAUUCAUCCUGGUUCACCAGGAUUCUCUUUACCACCUAAAAUAGGUACAUUAAUUCCAAAUCGUAUAUUUGUUGGCGGGAUUAAUUCAAAUACAACUGAAGAUGAAUUACGUACAUUUUUCUCAACCUAUGGAGUUAUUAAAGAUGUAAAAAUUAUCAAUGAUAAAUCUGCUCAAUCGAAAGGCACUUAUGGAUUUGUUACAUUUGAAAAUCAAGAGAUAGCUGAAAAAAUAAUUAAAAAUGAGACUGAAGCAUUAAUAUUUAAAGAUAGAAAACUGAAUAUUGGUUAUGCUGUUCGUAAACAAAAUGUAUUUUCAAAACAAGAAAUGGGUAAUACAUAUUUUCUAGCACAUAAUGUCUGUCCAAUGACCACUAAUGGAUUAUCAAUGUUUCAAAUGUGUCCACAUGAAUGCUCAUUUGUAGCUAUGAAUCAGCCUGCUAUAUACUAUCCAACGACGUCGACAGCAUUGUUGGUGCCUCAGUGUACACCAACAAUUCAAGAACUGAAUACACAACUCCAUGUUAAAUAUAAUACAAGCAAACCAAAUCCACAAUGCUGCUUUAAUUCAAAUUUAUCAAAUAUACCAUUUAUGAGUUAUUUAUGCACACAUAAUAUGAUGUCUGGUCAAAAACCUCAAUUAAUAACAAAUAAUAUAGGGACAACAAUACCAGAAGUAUCCCCAGCAGUUAUACAGGCAAUGACAAUAAAUUCAAAUGACCAACUCUUGAAUAAUGAUUUUAAACCUACAACAACAAAUUCUUUAACUCCAAAUGUAUCCAAUCAAUUAAAAAAUCAGGAAAUGAAAAUAAAUGAAUUAAACAACUGCUCAUUCACUACAUCAUCAACAGAAGCAUCAGCAUUCACCACGCCUAGUCAGCAGAAAACAUUUCCUCCACUGACAUCCCCUUCAGCCUAUUCCCUACCGACUAUAAAUGCAUAUCAGAAUCAAAAUAUACCAACAACAAAAUAUCAUCCAUGUUUAUACAUUAAACCAGAAGAUACAAUCAGAUGGACAGAUGUCUCACAGAACCCACCGCCUACAUAUCUAUGCGAUACUUCACUGACAAAAAAUUAUGAUAAUGAUCGAAUACUAGUUGGUAAUACUACCAUUAAUGCUCCAACUUCUGCUCCCAGUCCUACAACAACAACGACGACAACAAAGACUGUGACUCAUACAGAUAUAUGCGGUACUGAUAAUCCAACUUUAUCAAAUCUACCACAGCAUUGGAAUCAUUUAUUAUCUCAGUCUAAUCAAAAUCAGAAUAUAUCAAUAUUUUCAAAUCAAGCACUGGCUACUCAAAUGAAAUCAGUAGUAAAGCAACAACAACGCCAAUCAGAAAUAUCCUCAGACAUGUUUCAUAAACGAAUAGAUAUCAUGAAUAGUAAUAACAGUCAAUCAGAAUCCCUAUUAAUGAAAAUACUACCAUCAUAUUAUGCACAAAAUAAAGUAGGAUCAUUAUUGAUCAGUCAAAAUAAUAAAAAUGAUGAUUAUGGAUCUGUAAACUGCACUAAUAACAGUAGUAAUCAUACAAUAAAUACAGAAGGACAUAAUCCACUAAAUAAUUUAUGGAAUAUAAAACUUGAUAAUGAAGAUUUACAAGGUAAACAUCAACGAAUUAUGUCCAACAAGAAUAAUACUGAUAUGAGAUAUACAAAACAAAAUGAUAAGUUAUAUCAACUCGGCUGCAAUACAAAUACAAGAGUAGAAAUACAAGACGCCAAUAAAAUCACAUCGAUUUCAUGUAUGAAUAACUUUCAUGAAGAACAGUUGGCACCCACUGAUCAAAAUGUUGAACAAAAUUUCUAUAAUCUAUUAAAAUACUUCGAAGAACUAUUUGGGAAACAAAUAGAUACAAAUUCACAAGUAGAAAUGGAUGAGAAAAGAACUGCUAUAGGAAAUACUUCAUUACAAAACUUUCAUUUGCCGAACAAUCCUUCUAAUUCAAAUGAAAAUGAAAACAGCAUUUCCUCACAUCAAACGUGUUUAGGAGACAUGAAUUUACUAAAUGAGAAUAAUAGUAAUAAUAACAAUAAUAAUAAUCACCAUCAUGAACUGGGUGAAAAGAAUUCGAUCAAUUCAAAAUCUUUCCUACGGAAGACAAUAAAUGAUACUGUCAAUAUUAAAAAUAAAUCGUACCUCAAUGGUUCAAUUGAAAAGAUGGCAGACAAUAAUUCAAAACAAUUAACAACGCCAAAGACCACUAAUACUACCACUACUAUUACUAUGAAUUCUUAUAAUUCAUAUUUAUUGCGAAAACUAAACGAUGAAGCUUCUAAGGAAAAUCAACACAACCAGACCAUAAAUGGGAAAAAGGAUAAUAAUAGAUAUAAAAAAUUUCAACCGAAAUCGAAUACCAAUCCAGUAAAAACAUCGAAUAUUAGUAAAAAUAUUAAUAAUAAUAAUAACAAUGGCUUAACUUUAAAGAAUCCGACACGAUCAUCAUUAAAACAAUGAAAUAUUCAUUUAAUAUCAAACAAGAAAUUUUAAAAAAAACAUUUUCAACAUUUAACCAGCGAAAAGGAGAAGCAUGAAAUAGCCUAAAAUGAUAAAAUGAAUUCAAUCGCGAUAAAAAUCGUACGAAUUAAACAAAUUAAACCAAAAAAAAUUAAGGUGGAGUUAAAAUUUCAAAUUCACGCCAACUCUUUAUUUACGUUAAAAUUAAAACAAAAUAAAAUUGACAGUUGAAUAACUGUUUG